ACGGCUCCAACAGGCUCCCAGCAUACUGGAGACCGGAGGAUCUGGCGAGAAGAUGGAAAAAGCCAGAAGCUGCAGGGCUCUCUGGAAACCUGCCAUGACAUUUGGCUGCCAGCGCUCCGUCAGAAGGUCAAAGGUGCACAUUUAAUGGAAAUGCAGAAAACCAGUGCGACCCAAAACACCCAGAAGCACCACGACUUCUUCUUCAACGAGUCUUUGGUGGAGGAUGUCAGCGGGUGUGGGUGCGCAGCCGCACACCAACAAUUGGCGCAAGUGGAGACGUUUGAGCGCACGUUUCCCAGGAGGUCAAAACAGCAAAACCCCAAGUUUCCUGUGAGCAAAAAGAUUUUCCCCUGGAUGAAAGAGUCCAGACACUCAAAUCAGACCCCCGGCAAGAGAAUCGCAGACUGCACCGUCAACGAGAAGUGUCCAAGCGCGACCCCGCCGGCCCCCAAGAGGACGCGCACCGCGUACACGAGCGCGCAACUGGUGGAGCUGGAGAAGGAGUUCCACUUCAGCCGCUACCUGUGCAAGCCGCGGCGGGUGGAGAUGGCCAGCCUGCUCAACCUCCACGAGAGGCAGAUCAAGAUUUGGUUUCAGAACCGGAGGAUGAAGCAGAAGAAGGACGAGAGAGAGCAGGGCCUCGCCACCCCCCCGUCCUCCCCCUCCGCCCCGGGCAGCCCCACUCUGUCGAGCCUGGGUUAUGUCCAUCUGGGCGGGGAUUACCAGCCGGCCUCCCCUCCGCUCAAGUCCCAACAACACCACCAGUCCCAGGCAGCGUACCCGGCAGAAUACUCCAAAUAUCCAGCUCCAGGCUUCACGCACGAGCCGCAGUUUAAUGUGCAGUACGACACGCACACCACCUCACGCACAGCAGACCCAAAUGCGGAUCUUAACGGGUCGUUUUUCUCACAAAGCUGCACUCAAGACAGAAUCAUGCAAGCUCCAAAACUGACUCAUCUGUAGCAGAAACAUGUGAUCUCCUCGACU
This is a messenger RNA of Perca fluviatilis (European perch), 987 nucleotides long. Its product is annotated as homeobox protein Hox-D3a-like. The transcript is spliced from 3 exons. Lineage: Eukaryota; Metazoa; Chordata; Actinopteri; Perciformes; Percidae. Gene Ontology annotation, cellular component: nucleus. The record is from RefSeq and is a predicted model, not a curated record. Gene Ontology annotation, molecular function: DNA-binding transcription factor activity, RNA polymerase II-specific; RNA polymerase II cis-regulatory region sequence-specific DNA binding. The coding region runs from base 145 to 963 and encodes 272 amino acids. Gene Ontology annotation, biological process: regulation of transcription by RNA polymerase II.